Molecule: messenger RNA, 534 nt
Organism: Diachasmimorpha longicaudata
Lineage: Eukaryota; Metazoa; Arthropoda; Insecta; Hymenoptera; Braconidae
Gene: LSm3
Product: U6 snRNA-associated Sm-like protein LSm3
Exons: 3
Coding region: 131-442 (103 amino acids)
Biological process (GO): mRNA splicing, via spliceosome; P-body assembly
Cellular component (GO): precatalytic spliceosome; catalytic step 2 spliceosome; U6 snRNP
Molecular function (GO): RNA binding
Source: RefSeq, a predicted model, not a curated record
UAUAGCCAUCAGUGCCACCUAGGACGUGACAAUAUCUGGGCAGCUAUCGAGCAGGAGUUGCAGUGGGCUGUAUCAAAUCAAACCGAAAGUCGAGUUUAUUUUGUGCCUGAGGACUUGAAACCAUCUUGACAUGGCUGAUGAGGGAGAACAGGUACCGACGAUCAACGUCAAGGAACCAUUGGAUCUCAUCAGGUUGAGUCUGGAUGAAAAGAUUUACGUGAAGAUGCGAAAUGAGAGGGAACUUCGUGGACGUUUACAUGCUUACGAUCAGCACCUGAAUAUGGUCCUGGGAGAGGCUGAGGAGACAGUAACAACAGUGGAAAUCGACGAGGAAACAUACGAAGAAGUCUAUCGUACCACGAAACGCAGCAUUCCAAUGCUCUUCGUUCGAGGAGACGGUGUCAUCCUGGUUUCGCCCCCCAGCAUGAGGGCACAGAUAUAAUCCCUCUCAAGCCACCUAACCCCCACUGCCCCCUAAACUAAUGCAGCAAUUGCAGACUAAAGCUCAACGAAAUAAAUUCAUUUUAUUAAUUA